Letharia lupina is the source of this 1641-nucleotide messenger RNA. RefSeq lists its product as uncharacterized. The transcript is spliced from 4 exons. The record is from RefSeq and is a predicted model, not a curated record. NCBI's taxonomy places the organism in Eukaryota, Fungi, Ascomycota, Lecanoromycetes, Lecanorales, Parmeliaceae. Bases 1 to 1641 code for a protein of 546 amino acids.
AUGUCCCAAUUCGACUUCGUGCAGGCAUACAUUGCAAGGAUCAAUGAGGUCAACGGAACCCUCAAUUGCGUCACCGAGGUUAACCCGGACGCUGUUAGCAUUGCUGCAGGAUUGGAUGCAGAGCGAGCAAAUGGCACUACCAGAGGACCCCUGCACGGGGUACCGAUCAUUAUUAAAAACAACAUUGCAACGAACGAUAAGAUGAACAACACCGCAGGCUCCUUUGCUUUAUAUGGAGCGAAAGUGCCAAGAGAUUCGACACUAGCUUCCAAACUGAGAGCUGCAGGCGUCGUUAUCCUAGGAAAAGCGAACUUGAGUCAAUGGGCGAAUUUCAGAUCUGACAACAGCACGAACGGGUGGAGUGCUUAUGGCGGUCAAUGCUACGGAGUCUAUUACCCAGGCCAAGAUCCUAGUGGAAGUUCCAGCGGCAGCGCCGUCUCUUCAGCGAUCGGUCUUGCAUUCGCAGCUCUCGGAUCAGAAACCGACGGCAGCAUUCUGAGCCCCAGUGAGGUUAGCAAUCUCGUAGGUAUCAAGCCCACCGUAGGACUUACCUCCCGAUCCCUGGUCAUCCCCAUCAGUCAACGCCAAGACACCGUAGGUCCAAUAGCAAGGACCGUCAAAGAUGCAGCUUAUGUUCUUCAAGCCAUUGCCGGCAAGGAUCCGCACGACAACUACACGUUGGCUCAACCAUGGGACACACCUCCUGAUUACGUCGCCGCCUGCAACUUCUCCAGCCUACGCGGAAAGCGUAUCGGUAUUCCACGCAAUGUGAUUGACCCAACCGAAGAGCCAGAUGACACGGUCAUAGUCGCCUUUAACGCUGCUGUUGAGACCAUCAAAAAAGCAGGCGCAACGAUCGUCGACAACACCAAUAUUACGGUGUACGCACUCGCCCAGUACAACAACGGCUCGAACGAAAACAUCGUCCUUGACGCCGACUUCGUCUCUGAUCUCCCGGGCGAGUAUCUCUCAAUGCUAACCUACAACCCGCAAAACGUGCACGACCUCGCCGAUGUAGAAAACUUCACCCACCACUUCGCACAAGAAGAUUACCCUGACCGCGACACCGCAGUAUGGGAUCAAUCGUUAGCACUCGGUUUCAACAACACCAGUCCCCUGUUCUGGGCCGCCUAUCAGAACAAUCUAGAAGUAGCUGGUCCCCAAGGUAUCCUCGGCUUGCUGGCGAACUACAGCCUUGACGCGUUGAUUCUGCCAACGGAUUUCUCGCCCGGGCUGCCGGCCAUGAUUGGGACGCCGGUCGUAACGGUACCACUGGGGUUCUAUCCUGCGAACGAGACCGUGGUGCGGAAUAUGAGAGGGACGUUGAUUGAGACGGGGCCCAACAUUCCAUUCGGACUCAGCUUCAUCGGCGCAGCAUGGAGCGAAGCCAGCCUCAUUGGGUAUGCAUAUGCGUACGAACAAAGAACGCAGACCCGUAAUAAAGUUCAGCCGUACAUCGUGCCCUCGACGGAGCUGAUUGAUGUCGUGGGCAAGAGUAGCGGGAACUUUUCCAUGCCCAUGGGCAAAAGGAGCCUCAAGAGCCUAAGGAACUUUGAGAGCGUGAGAAGCUAUGAGAUGAAAAGGAGCAUUGACAGUAAGAGGAAUUUCCCGAGAAAGGUGUCGUCGAGGCAUGUGAGGUAG